AUGGAUGAUCGCACAAGUCGACACGAUGAUUAUGAACCUCUGGAUUUGUCCACCGAAAUCCAGCUGCCAGUGCCCUCUUCGGUCGCUCAGCCAGAGGUUAUGAGUGCCACCAUUUCCAAGGCAGAGACAGGUGUUCAGUCCGUGCAGCUUAAGCACAAUCUACAGCGCAUAUUUCACUGCACCGAUAAACAUAUCUGGGCCCCCAUCAUUGGAUGGGGUAGCAUCUUCAUAGCUGGAAGUCUGUGCGGUCGUUUCUUCGGCGUCAGACCACUCUACAUUGCCAGGUAUCGGAUGCGGCUCGCAGGAACGUGCGCUGCACUAGGGACUGUAACUUUCUGGAAUAUGGCUAUCAACAAUAAUGUGUCCAAGUUCGUGGCGGACGAUGAUAUCCAUCCCAUCACGAACGUGGUCUUUACCUUCUACACAGUCGCUCAGGACCCCGAACGGCGGAAGGCUCUCAUUUUACCGGAGUCGCUGGAUUCUGUAAUACCAGAUCUGUUCGCUCGUAUACAAGGGCCGUACAUUUCUCCAGGCACGGACUUUAGCUCAGGUCUUUCACAGCGGAUAACCUGGUGGACCAGCCACAUAUGGCCAAGUCGUAAAGCCCAAGGGGCUGCCAGAUGGUGGUUCCAGGGUUUUCUAGAGGGUCAACAGCUCUCGCCGCAUGACAUAGACAUCAUUAUGACACUGGUGGCACACGGCAUUGAUGGGCAAAGCUGGGAUGAGAUGGGUGGCUUAGCCAUCGUCACUACCUUAGGCCUUGCAGCGGCGCGGGCAUUAGCACGCAAGCACAUGCGGAUCACGAGAUGGCUCAAUUACUUCCUGGCUGCAUCGUUUGGUGCAUCGGCUAUUAUGUCGCAAUUUCGGCUCUAUCAGCUCACUGCCUAUCCCUUUGAUAUCCACGAUAAAGCAGGAGCAGCGGCUGCCCUCAGAAAAUUUGACAUCAAGAAGGCGGACGGUGGGAGGUAUGAGCAACUACUGAACCGAGGUGCCCAAUCGCGAGCGCCGCAAUCUCAAAAAUGA
Molecule: messenger RNA, 1023 nt
Organism: Sparassis crispa
Lineage: Eukaryota; Fungi; Basidiomycota; Agaricomycetes; Polyporales; Sparassidaceae
Exons: 4
Coding region: 1-1023 (340 amino acids)
Source: RefSeq, a predicted model, not a curated record